Messenger RNA from Epinephelus fuscoguttatus (brown-marbled grouper), 2461 nucleotides. It is a transcript of the gene ift57, whose product is annotated as intraflagellar transport 57 homolog (Chlamydomonas). NCBI's taxonomy places the organism in Eukaryota, Metazoa, Chordata, Actinopteri, Perciformes, Serranidae. Gene Ontology annotation, biological process: intraciliary transport; non-motile cilium assembly. The transcript has 11 exons. Bases 399 to 1646 code for a protein of 415 amino acids. Gene Ontology annotation, cellular component: cilium; Golgi apparatus; intraciliary transport particle B. The record is from RefSeq and is a predicted model, not a curated record.
UUCUGAAGGUCACAGCGGAAACCAUUGACGCUGGUGUUGAAAAAGAAAAGCUAACAGAGCUAACAGUGAGUGGCGUCAGACGAUUUUAGUGCUGCAAACUUCUCCGUUGUCGCUUUUUAAGUUUCUGGCCUGUAGAUAUCCUUUUAACCGAUACAAUCUUUGACUUUGAUACAUGACGACUCUGAAUUAAUAUCGUAAACAUGAUUUCGCUAGCAGCUAACGUUAGCUACUUAGCCAGCUAGCGUUAGCUGUCGGUUGCCUGACAACAGAGAGGAAGCCAAACAAACUCAGCUCACUGCUAGCAGGCUAGCACAGGCUAGCUGGCUGAAGUGAGUCAAAAGAAUUUGAUUAUUUAAACGUUUAGUGAUAUGACUGGUGGCGGGUAAAAAGGACAGAUAAUGGCGGAUGACGGUAGACGAGGAGAUGAAGAUGACCGCGGUCCCGGAGCAGUUCAUCAGGUGUUUGUGGUGAUGGAGUGUUUGCUGGAAAAGUUGAAGGUGUUGAAUUAUGAGGAGGAAGUUCUGGCCAAACACAACAUGAAAAAUCUGUCCAGACAUUACUUUGUCUCCAGUCCGUAUCUGGCAUUCAACUCGGGCGAGCAGUUCUACAUGUUCACCAUCAUUGCAGCAUGGCUCAUCAACGAGGCAGGGAGGCCGUUCACUGAGCCUCAGGAGUACGACGAACCCAACGCCACCGUGUCCAACAUCCUGGCAGAGCUCAGGGCUUUUGGUGUUAAGGUGGAUUUCCCGCCCUCCAAACUGAAAUCCGGUUCCGGCGAAUACGUCUGCUUUGUGUUGGACCGACUGGCUGAGGAGGCUCUGAGGAAGAGGGGGUUCUCCUUCAAAAGACCAAACUACCCAACAGAAACCACAGAAGAAGAGUCUGUGAUAGAGGACGAUGCAGAGCUUACACUCAGCAAAGUAGAAGAGGAGAUGAUCGAGGAGCCUGAUGAUGAGGAGGAGAACGUGAUGGACCUGGAGGCUCUGAAGUUACGAACCACUCACACAGAAGCUGAACCGUCCUCCAAACCAGAUGAGAUUCUGGAGUCGACGGUUGAUGCCGCAGAGUGGAACCUGGAGGUGGAGAGAGUCCUGCCACAACUCAAAGUCACCAUCAGGACAGACAACAAGGACUGGAGGAUCCACGUGGACCAGAUGCAUCAACACAGAGACGGGAUCAAGUCCUCACUCAAAGAGACCAAGAGCUACUUGGACAAACUGCAGGAGGACAUUGGUAAGACUCUUGAGAAGGUGAGCAGCAGAGAGAAAUACAUCAACAACCAGCUGGAGCAUCUGAUCCAGGAGUACCGCAGCGCUCAGGCCAAACUCAGCGAGGCAAAGGAGCGCUACCAGCAGGCCAGUGGAGGAGUGACUGAGAGGACCAGAGUCCUGGCAGAGAUCAGUGAGGAGCUGGAGAAGGUGAAGCAGGAGAUGGAGGAGAAAGGCAGCAGCAUGUCUGAUGGAGCUCCGGUAGUGAAGAUCAAGCAGAGUUUGACCAAGUUGAAGCAGGAGAUCGUUCAGAUGGACGUGAGGAUCGGCGUCGUGGAGCACACGCUGCUGCAGGCCAAACUCAAAGAGAAGUCCAACAUGACGCGCGACAUGCACGCCACCAACAUCCCCGAGCCUGCCGCCGGGCCCUUCUCUUAGGUUCACCUCCACGAUGGGCCCUUCUCUUACAUUCACCUCCACAUCUGGCUCAUCACUGAGGUUCACCUCCAUGCUGGGCCCUUCUCUUACAUUCACCUCCACGAUGGGCCUUUCUCUGAGGUUCGCCUCCAUGCUGGGCCCUUCUCUUACAUUCACCUCCGUGCUGGGCCCUUCUCUUAGGUUCACCUCCAUGCUGGGCCCUUCUCUUAGGCUCACCUCCACAUCUGGCCCUUCACAGAGGUUCAUUUACAUGCUUAGGCCCUUCUCUAAGGUUCACCUCCAUGCCGGGCCCUUCUCUUACAUUCACCUCCACGAUGGCCCCUUCUCUUAGGUUCACCUCCACGCUGGGCCCUUGCUGAGGCUCACCUCCACAUCUGGCCCUUCAGUGAGGUUCAUUUACACGCGGGGCCUCUCUCUGAGGUUCACCUCCAUGCUGGGCCUCUCUCUGGGGUUCACCUCCAUGCGGGGCCUCUCUCUGAGGUUCACCUCCAUGCUGGGCCUCUCUCUGAGGUUCACCUCCAUGCUGGGCCUCUCUCUGGGGUUCACCUCCAUGCUGGGCCUCUCUCUGAGGCUCACCUCCACAUCUGGCCCUUCAAUGAGGUUCAUUUACACGCGGGGCCUCUCUCUGAGGUUCACCUCCAUGCUGGGCCUCUCUCUGGGGUUCACCUCCAUGCGGGGCCUCUCUCUGAGGUUCACCUCCAUGCGGGGCCUCUCUCUGAGGUUCACCUCCAUGCUGGGCCUCUCUCUGAGGUUCACCUCCAUGCUGGACCCUUCUCUUAGGUUCACCUCCACCAUGGGCCCUUUCUGAGGCUCAC